This is a messenger RNA of Cyclopterus lumpus (lumpfish), 4611 nucleotides long. It is a transcript of the gene hps5, whose product is annotated as HPS5 biogenesis of lysosomal organelles complex 2 subunit 2. Bases 176 to 3511 code for a protein of 1111 amino acids. The transcript has 24 exons. The record is from RefSeq and is a predicted model, not a curated record. NCBI's taxonomy places the organism in Eukaryota, Metazoa, Chordata, Actinopteri, Perciformes, Cyclopteridae. Gene Ontology annotation, biological process: developmental pigmentation. Gene Ontology annotation, cellular component: cytoplasm. Gene Ontology annotation, molecular function: protein binding.
GUGUCACAGCCAGGAAGCGUCCUCGCGCCAGCUGAGUGGAGCCGUGACAGCUCGGCCAGCUGCCCGGCAGAGUGGCGCGUGACUGACCGUGGAGCUUCUCUGGAGAAAGGGUGGAGAGUGCAAAGUGAAGUCAUGACUGGUCAAUUUGAGAGGUUGUAGAGGAUCACCAGUGAACAUGCCUUUGAUACCAGUUGUGCCAGAGAACCACAGUCAUGUUCUGGCAGAGUUUGACUGCCUCGAUCCACUUCUGUCUGCUCUCCGUUUGGACUCAGGCAGGCUCAAGUGUACCUGUUUGGCAGUGUCAAGGAAGUGGCUUGCUUUAGGAACAUCAGCAGGAGGGUUGCACCUGAUCCAGAAGGAGGGCUGGAAGCAAAGGCUCAUCCUCACUCACAAGGAGGGAUCUAUCGCUGAGGUGGCAUGUUGCCCUCAUGAUGAAGACUUCAUUGCUGUUGCAACAAGUCAGGGUCUGGUGGUGGUGUGGGAGCUGCAGCUGGAGCGACGGGGUCGUCCAGAGAGAGUCAGUGUGUCCUGGGAGCACAGAGGUCAGGCCAUCUCUGCACUCUGCUGGGACACCAGCACACUUAGAGUUUUUGUCGGGGACACUGGAGGCAAGGUGUCCUUUCUCCGUGCAGGAUCCUCCAAGAUGGGCAAGGGGUCAGCAUUCGUUAUCUUCCCUGUUCAGACCGUCACCACUGUGGACUCCAGAGUGGUUCAGCUCGGGUACCAAGAUGGCCGCCUGCUAAUAUCUUCCCUGAGCCGCUGCUACCUCUGUGACACAGAGAGGGAGAAGUUCUGGCGUGUUGGAAAUAAGGAGCGUGAUGGGGAGUAUGGAGCAUGUUUUUUCCCUCAGAACAGGGGAUUAUUGGUUGGUCAGCCCCCCCUGCUGUACUCUGCCCGGCCAGGGUCACGAAUAUGGGAGGCCAGUUUUAAUGGCGAGGUUCUGAGCACCCAUCAGUUCAAACAGCCAUUGGCCUGUCCUCCUCUACCUCUCAUCCCUUACAGAGAUGAGCCCCAAUAUUACAACCCAGUGCAGAAGAGCCCCCAGUCAAUCGCCUUCCCGAAACUGCUUUAUUUUGGAGACCAAAACCUGCUGACCUGGACUCAUUCAGCUGUUUAUAUCUUCACACCUCAGAACGGACAAGUGCUUCUGUGGACUGAAGUCAAAGACUUGGUGGAUAUUGCUGUCUACCGCAACGAGCUCUUCUGUCUCCAUGGCAGCGGACGUCUGUCCCACCUCUCCCUGUUAUCUGCAGAGCGCUGUGUUGAGCGUCUGCUCCGGAGGGAGUCCUGGCCUCUAGCUGCUAUGGUCUGCUGUAUGUUCCAGCACACAAUCACCACCAGCAGGGCCAGGAAAGCAAUUCCCAUCGACCGCCUUGAGCAUCUCAGGUCCCAGCUCAGCUCCAACACACACCUGGAGCUGACUGGCCAGUUGGAGGAAGUCAUCUCUAAACUGGAGCCUUUGGACUCCGCCUCCAGCAGCCGAAGAAGUAGCAUCUCCUCACAUGAGAGCUUCAACGUGCUGGACUGUGGAAUCUAUCGCGUGAUCAGCCGCAGAGGAAGUCAGUCAGAUGAGGAGACGAGCUCCCUCAUCAAUCAGUCCAUGUCGGAGGAGGAGCGGCUCAAAGAGUUCAGUUUUGUGCAGGAGGAUGAUCAGGUGGAUCAUGAUCCACAGAGCAGUGAGCGUAUGGAGGCUGAGCGAUCUGAGCAAGGCCUGCACUUCCACCUCCCCCUCUCAUUCCGUCCCAAACCCCCCCGCAUCGCUCUGCAGGCUGUCAAAGACAGUGUUUCUAGUUUUGUUAAGAAGACAACUGAGAGGAUCAACACCCUGCAGAUGAACUCUGAGCUCUGGCAGCGGCCUGAAUUCAAAGACAGCGGACAUUCAGAAAUGUCAGCCUCAGCCUCCUACUCAGAGGAAAUGGACAAUGAAGUUUAUGACGAAAUGCCAAACGCAGAGGCCGACAUGCAGGAACUUCAAUCGGCGACGGAGCGCGCUAUCUCCCAGAUCCAAGAUCCUUUGGUGCUUCUGGAUCCGGUCUGCCUGGGAGAAGCUCUGCAGGAGUGGCUGGCGGUGCUGCAGCGAAUACUCGGACCCGUAGAGCACAGGUCAACUGCUGCGGGUGAUUCCAAUGUGGAUGUACCGGGAGAGGAGAGGUGGGAUUAUCUAAACUCCUGCUCAGAGCAACAAGAGGAGUCUUUGAUCUCAUCAGGAGAACCCGCAGAGAGCAUCACAGAGGAGAAGAAAGAAGAGACUUGUGAGCUUGAAGAAAAAGAGGACCAGUGUGAGUCAAAUGGGAGCCCUCCAGAUCCUGUUCGAGUGGUGUCUCCCAAACCAGUACCAUCGGAUCUACUGGCAGAUCUCACCCAGCUGGCAACGUUAUACACAGAGAUGAGGUGCUUUAAAAACCAGGAGAAUGAAGUCUUGGGUUGUACAACUUUCCUGCGCUCCUACUUCUUUCUGCUGGACCAAGAGCGUGUGAGAAGAAUGUGUCUGCUGUGUCAUCAGGAUCAGCCGGAGGUGCAGAGCUCCUUCAUCGAGGCCAUGCUAGAUCUCACUCAGUCCAGUAAGGUGGUGGAGGUUAUUCGGAGAGGGGAUCUGCUGAGAUCGCUGCGCAGUCUAAGAGAACUGCAGCCCUGGAGUGCCCCUCCACUCCUUGCUCACUUACACAGGCUGUAUCAAAAGCACAGGGAGGCGGCUGUACGCUCAUUUACGCAGUUCUAUCCCACGAUAACUCCUGCUGAUGUAAUGACCAUGGCUCAACAAGGCCACUUCCUGGCGUACCUGGAUAAUCUGGUCCAAUCACGAACUGAGGAGCACAGGUUGUCAUUUCUGCAGUCCCUUCUUGAACCAGAAUCACUGAGACAGGAUUGGCUGGAGCUGGCACUUACCCACGAUGCCCCUCAACGCUGUGAUACCCUGAGUCCUGAUGGACAGCCCAGGUGGCAUUCGCAUUGCUUCAGUUGGGGUUAUGGACGCCUCCUGUCUCUCCUGAUUCGUCUUCCAGCAGACCUGUCCUCCAAGCAGAAGAUGGCAGAGACUUGCCGCAGUCACGGGUAUUGGACGGGCUACAUAUAUCUCUGCUGUGAGCUGCAGUGUCGCAAAGAAGCGUUCACCACCAUCUGUCAGCUGGAUGACAUCAGUCUGCUGGACGAAGCUGAUGGUGUUGUGCCUCAGACCCUGGAAGAGUGGAGGCUCUUGAUCCAGUUAUCUCAGCGAUGCAGCAGCGAGGUAGACUCGGAGCAGGUCACAGGUGUGAAUGGGAGCAGCCGGUCCAACAGCUUGGCAGAUUGUGAUGGAAAGAUCAGCCCAGAGAAACUGACCCUGAUGCUGGCCCGAACAGCCGGGCCUGACCGCGCCAUGGCCGUCCUAGAGGAGUGCGGAGUGCAGUUGGUCCUUUCACCACACUCCAAACUGGUCUGCGAGCUUCUGAGAGUCACUGAGAAGAGGCAGAGAGCAAUGAUCCAGACGAUGCUUGAGCGCUGCGAUCGCUUCCUCUGGUCUCAGCACGCCUAACGUGCAGCUUCUCUGCACCAACUAAGAUCACUAACACUGAAUAUAAAUCUCCCCAGUAACUGCUGCUGUAGCUGCAACUAAAGUGGUGCACUGUACUAUUUGUAAAAGCUUCACAGUUUAUAUUAAGGUACAUAUCCUUUCCUCUGAAAACAGUAUUAUCUUAUUAACUUUACUUAAAUGUGUCUUUUGCAUCUAGAGGACACAAAUGAAGUGUCAACAAUUACAGUGAAAUGUCCAACCAACUAAUAUGUGAAUAAAAGUUGUCUGUAUUUUAUUUAUUUUUUGUUUGUUAUAAGAACUAAAAUGUUUUUUGUCAGCAUGAUGAUAUUACAGCCUAACAAGCAGAGAACAAGCACAAGAGGAGUUUUAAUCCAACCUGCAGAUUCCUUAAUUGUGUGUUUUUGUUUAUUUCUGCACACCAGAAGCUUAAACAUUAUUUAUUUGUUUCUUUAAACGAUAAUGUAAUCCCAUGUAUCCAGACAUAUAGAUAGUUAGGAUGUAUUUCUUGAGAUUGUGAGAGCGUUAAAGACCUAAAAUAAUCCACAUAACUAGAAACCAUUAAAGAUAAGUGGGGAAGGCCUUUUAUUUACCUGUAGUUCAAGUAUUAGUUUGAAUCUUCAACAGGACAUUUUUGCGAACAAAAACAUUUCUACAUUUCAGUUCUUGAACGUCACAUAAAGUGGAUUAUAGGUAAUGUUGUUCAACAGAGAUAAUAUUAAUACCAUCGUAAUGAAAUGGGACUGAUGACUCAUUUGAUGGUAUCACACACCUGGAGCAUCAAAGGGAAGAUGGAGCCCGCUGCGUCACAUUUGAGCUCUGAAGGAACCGGACACAACCCAACUUUGAGUCACAUCCUCUACGCUGGUUUAACUGAGAGCUUUCUGUUCUUAUUUCCAUCCUGUUCCCUGGUUCUUCAAUCAUUUCCCAGAAUCCUCAUCUUCCAGCUCACCCACCUGUCUGCAUUACUGGCAAAGGGACGAUCAGAUUGAAGGUUUUGACAUGUGGCAGACAGACAUACUUGUAAUGAAAGAUGUACUUUACAUGAAAUUGUGAGAUUCCAUUUGGCUGCUAAAUAAUAAUAAAUGACCCUGUCUUUUCAA